AUUUUAUUGGUCUGUUUUGUAAUCUCUUAGCCAGUCAAAAAUAUGUUUCCUAGUAAACAUAAUACAAAAUAUAACGAAUUGUAUAUAAACAAUGUUGUUAUUAGCACAAUCAAGCUUUAACCUGACACCCUAUGAUAAAGUGAUAUUAUUUAAUUCAAAUCGUGAUAGGUAAAUACGAUAGGAUUACUUUUACAAUGAGUUUAUAUGCCGAUAUUCAAAAAGUAACACAAAUACCUCAGACAGAUGAAAAUGUUGUAUUUGUACGUCGAAAAGAAUCUAAUACAGUUAAACGAAAUCCAAAAUUAAGGAAGAUCAAACCUCCACAGAAUGUAAAUUUGUAUGAUUACGAUUGUAAUGAUGGCCAACAUGAUGUGCUGCAAGAGCGUAGCAUACAUGAAAAUGAAAUUGCAUCCUCCAUUAUAGAAGCUAAUUGUGGUGUUAACUAUUCAAAUGAAAAACUUGAGGAACAUUGGAAACUUAGACAAAUGAAAGCUAGUUUAAAAUCCAAAGAUUAUACUUUUAAGGAGAAUUUAGAGUCUGAUAAUAGUGAUUACAAAAAUUCAACUAUGGAAACUUAUAAUGGAAUUUCCAUGUUAGAAAAUAGUGCUAAAGAUAAAAACAAUACUGAAAAUGUAGAAAGUACUUUAAAAAAAUGUGGUCUUAAUAAAAAUGCAGUGAUUAAAGGGCUUUUAAAAAGUCACACGAUAUCAAUAAACGAUUUACAUAUACCAAACGAUUGUACAAAUAUAAGAAAAAGCAACAUUCAGAAUGAAAAUGUUCCUUCAUCAAGUAGUUUAAGUCAAGAAAACUGUAUGAAAUUAAUUCCAUUUCCAGAAGAUCCAGAGGUAUUGGUUCAAUCUUUACAAGUUCAUGGUUAUAUAGAUGAAAAUAAAUAUAAAAAUAUUGACUUUUCUGUAGCACACAUAGGUAAAAAAAAAGCAAUUACAGCACGACAAUAUUUUAUUAAUAUAAACGAUAGUGAAUUUGAUUUUGUAAAACCAUGUAGAAUAGGCAAAAAAUAAUUUAAAUAAGUAAAAACUAAUAUCUGUUACUUUUAAAAAGUAUCUAUUAACGAAAAUAAAUAGUUUAAUUUUUUAUUAUAUAUAAAUUUUAUGUUCCGAAUAUUAAAAAAAAAUUAAGUUACGUUAUAUUUAUUGCAAUUUUCUUAAUUUGAUAGUAUCAUUAUAAUAAUACAGCUUUCAAACAAUGGAUUAUUUUACUUUUUCAUAUCUUAAAAUGAAUAUUUUUGUUAAGAGAUGUAGGUAAAAAAAUCAUAUCUUUGUUCUAAAUGAUAUAGUUUUUAUAUAUAUCUUCGCAAUAGGUAUAUUGACGUUAUAUUUUUCCUACUUCUAAAAAUGUAUUUAAACACAGUAGAACUCAGUUUAUAUGUACGAAUCUUUCAAGGGACAAGUUAAUUCAUAUAACCGUCGUUCAUAUACAGAGUAAGUUAAUAAGAAGUACUAUAUAAAAUAACUUAUCUGUUGGUUUUAUCGAGAAACGUCUUAAAUGAAUUAUGUUGCAUUUCAGUGAACUCAUUUCUUUCCUAAUAUCUUAUAUUUUCUGGCAUGUCAAGAUGACCUUGAAUUUUUUAAAUGAUAGCGUAUAUUUUCUACAACAUUAAUCGAUCCUGCUGGAUAUUCUCUACAAAAAGUAUUGAUCUAUUUAUACUGAAAACCGUUAGUUUAGUAGAUAUUAUAACUUUAAUUUAUCAAAUUUAAUGUAUGAGAGACAAGAACAGAGGCGAAACGAUCUUCUUAUGUUUAUGUUGUCUUUGUCUUUCAUACAUUAAAUUUAACAAAUUGAAGUUAAAAUAUCUGCAAAACUAAUGGUUUUUCGGCAUAAAAAGGUCAGUACUCUUCUGUAGAGAAUGUACAGCUGAGUCUACUAGUAUUAUAGAAAAUAUACGAAGCCAUUUAAAUUUAAAAAAAACUGUUUAAAUAGUUUUUUAAAUACCAUUUAAAAAAAAAUAAUCUCAGAAUACAAAAAAAUAGUGUUGUAUCAAUCUGAUGAAUAUUUUUAAAUGUAACAUUAUUCGUUUAAAAUGUUUUUCGAUAAAUAAUAAUAAAUAUAGGUAACGAGUUAUUUUAGAUAGUUCUUCUUAUUGAAUCCACCUACAUACAUAUUUCUGCCCACCACCUACAAUUUUUCGUUCAGUUAAUUGGAGUUCACACAUAAUACAUAAUAAUGUUGCAAAUUUGUAUCGACUUUGAAACAUGAGAAUGGGUCACAUAACGCGUACUCCUACUGUUUACAUUUUAUUGUUAGACGUUCAUAUAAGUGUAUUGACGCUCGGUGGUAAUUAAACAAUAAAAUAAAAUAAUACGA
Bombus pascuorum is the source of this 2325-nucleotide messenger RNA. RefSeq lists its product as uncharacterized. The coding region runs from base 195 to 1022 and encodes 275 amino acids. The record is from RefSeq and is a predicted model, not a curated record. Lineage: Eukaryota; Metazoa; Arthropoda; Insecta; Hymenoptera; Apidae. The transcript has 5 exons.